AUGUUCGCCAAGCUUUUUCUUUUCGUCGCAAUUGCUCUUGCGCUUGCAUUGAAUGCUGAGGCUUUCGCCCCAGUCUCUACCAUGAGCCCUACCUUCACCACUUCUUUGUUCGCUUCCCGCGUCAACGCCAAGAAGGAAAAGAGAAAGCGCAACCGUGAAAAUAUGCGCAAGUUUUCUACCCCAGGAAAGCGUGGAACAAGCCGAAGAAAGAUCUUGAAGAAGCUACAAUCUAAUGCUGCCCGUCAAGUGGAGAAUGAAUUCAUUGCCAAGUGCUUCAUCACAGUUGCUGCACCAAACAGUGAUUCCGAUUAG
Cylindrotheca closterium is the source of this 312-nucleotide messenger RNA. The record is from the annotation of a GenBank genome assembly. NCBI's taxonomy places the organism in Eukaryota, Bacillariophyta, Bacillariophyceae, Bacillariales, Bacillariaceae.